This is a messenger RNA of Aspergillus aculeatinus CBS 121060, 309 nucleotides long. Its product is annotated as acylphosphatase. Gene Ontology annotation, molecular function: acylphosphatase activity. The coding region runs from base 1 to 309 and encodes 102 amino acids. NCBI's taxonomy places the organism in Eukaryota, Fungi, Ascomycota, Eurotiomycetes, Eurotiales, Aspergillaceae. The transcript is spliced from 5 exons. The record is from RefSeq and is a predicted model, not a curated record.
AUGUCAUCGCAACGAAUCGCAUUCAAAGUAUCUGGAACAGUGCAAGGAGUGGGGUUUAGAGACUUCACGCAGAAGCGUGCCACCGAGUACGGCUUGAGGGGCUGGGUGAAGAACACGCACUGCGGAAGGGUCGAAGGGGAAGCUCAAGGACCCGCGGAAUCAGUGCAGAAGCUGCUCAAGGACCUCAACAAUGGACCCCGUCUAGCACAUGUUGUCAAAUUGGAGCAGAAGGAAAUUGGCGUGAAAGACGGCGAAGAGAAAUUCUCAUGCUAUAAGACGUCGGAGUCGGGGUUUGCGAACAUUGAGUGA